This is a messenger RNA of Pelmatolapia mariae (spotted tilapia), 4667 nucleotides long. RefSeq names its product R3H domain-containing protein 1-like. The transcript has 27 exons. Gene Ontology annotation, molecular function: nucleic acid binding. Lineage: Eukaryota; Metazoa; Chordata; Actinopteri; Cichliformes; Cichlidae. The record is from RefSeq and is a predicted model, not a curated record. The coding region runs from base 426 to 3935 and encodes 1169 amino acids.
CCCUUUACACUCUCCUCUCCCUGUCUUCCAACCUCACUCAGUGGAGCGAGCGUACAGGAGGCAGCUGCCGAGGAGCGAGCUGGGAGGCAACUCCAGCCUCCUCUCCAGCAAAUUGUGCCUCCUGUACAAUGGAAACUAAGCGGUCGCAUAGCAGAAAGGAUGGAGAGCAGAGCUGCCAGGCAGGUACGUCCUGCAGCACUUUGACAGUGAGCAGACACGACUUAGGUCUGCAGGGGUCAUGAGGGUGUCAGAGGCCCCGCUCACUGUUCAGAGCAGCUGAAGCAGACAUGGGCAAAGAAGUCUCGGAUGGCAUCGGUAGGCUCAGCCUCAUCGACUUCACCAGCCACAUCCUCCUUUGCCACAACCACCACUGGCUACACAAGAAGUCCUCUGUAUUUGCCAGCAUCUCCCUGUAAGACUUUGCAAUGAGAAUGUCUGAUAACGUCGACACUGAAACAAUGAAGGUUUCCGAAGCCGCCGAACCCGUGUCAUCUGCAAAAGACGCCAAGACUGAGGUGUCUGACCAGAGCCAGAACAGCAGAGAUGAACAUGGUUGCAACAAUAAAAAGGACAUACAGCCUGUGAAGUACUCUAAGUCCAACACCAGGCUAAAGCUCGUGCGGAGCCUGGCGGUGUGUGAAGAGUCGUUUCCUUGCCCUAUUCCUGAGCCUUCAGCAGCACCCCAGGAUGGGUUCCUACUCCAGCCCUUUGAAAAGGAAGAACGAGCUGCACAAGUCCAAGCCGAGAAAGAAGAAAGCUACGACAAGGCGGACAAACCAGAGAAAACGCAGAAAAAAAUGCUGUCGAGAGAUUCCAGUCAAGACUAUACAGAUUCAACUGGGAUAGAUCUCCAUGAGUUCCUGGUCAACAAACUGAAGGGCAACCCCAGGGAUCGAAUCAUGCUGCUGAAGUUGGAACAGGACAUCUUGGAUUUCAUCAGCAAUAAUGAAAGUCAAAAGAGAAAGUUCCCACCCAUGACGCCCUACCACAGGAUGCUGUUACACCGAGUGGCGGCCUACUUCGGCAUGGAUCACAACGUGGAUCCCAGUGGGAAGUCAGUGGUGAUUAACAAAACCACCAACACCAGAAUACCCGAUCAGAAAUUCUCCGAGCACAUCAAGGAUGACAGGGCGGACGAUUUUCAGAAACGCUACAUUCUCAAACGAGACAACUCCAGCUUUGAUCGUGAAGACAGCACGAUUCGAAUGCGUUUGAAAGCUGACAAGAGGAGCAAAUCGAUGGAGGAGAGGGAGGAGGAGUACCAGCGAGCCAGAGAAAGGAUAUUUGCACAUGAUGGAGAUCACUUCAUACUGGAUAGAAGUGCUCAGGAUGAAGACGCAUGCAUGAGCACCCAACAGAGGCGGCAAAUGUUCAGGUUACGGGCCGGCCAGUCUGGCGCCAGCCGGCAGAGCAGCUCGGAGACAGAAGCGCUGCCGCGACACGGCGAGCCCCGGCCUUGGAGCAGCACCGACAGCUCGGACAGCUCCAACCGACUUGCCCCGCGGCCCGCCAUCACCAAGGCCAGCAGCUUCAGCGGCAUUUCCCCCGUCCUCGUCAGAGGGGAUAGCACAGCCAGCAGCAAGAGCACCGGGAGGCUCUCGAAAACAGGUUCAGAAUCGUGCAGCAGCGUCGGUUCCUCGUCCAGCUCGCUGUCCCGUCCCCAGCUGCCUCUCCCAGUCUCGACCUCUUCCCGCUCCAACGUUCCCAGCGCACCUUUAAUCCAUCCCGCUGCUGACGCCAGAGGCGCCGGACACCCUGAGAUGACCAAGAGCCUCCUGUCACAGCCGCCGCCAGCUACAGACGCAGCAAGCUAUUACCUGUUACCGCUGGAAGCCUCAGGGAUACCACCUGGCAGCGUUCUGGUCAACCCACACACAGGCAAGCCUUUCAUCCAUCCUGAUGGCAGCGCUGUAGUUUAUAACCCAGCCAGCAUCGCCCCAGCUGCUGGCAGGAUCCAACAGCAGGGGAAAACCCCACAGCAGCCAGUUCCCGCCACAGCGCAGCAACAGCCAACCAAUCACCUUCACUCCCAGCCGAUCUGUCCUCCUCUCCAGCCGCCCUCUGAGCCUGUCCACAACCCAAUGGUCUCUUCUUAUCCUCUUCCUCCUCCUCCUCUUCCUCCUUCUCAGUUCCUGCCCGUCUGUCCUAACCAACAAUACACUGUGCCUGACUCUCUCAACGCCCAGUUUAGCCACAUGACUCUGGCGCAGCAGCCAGCCAAUGACAGUGGCCCUUCAGCUCCUGACGGUCGCCACUAUCCCUCUGUGUACCACCACCACCACCCCUCUGCUGUGGUGCUGCAGGGCGCUCCUCCACAGCAGGUUGCUAGCUACAUAGUGGCAGGGCCAUCAGGAGGACACCCGGGGGUGCUGCAGGGUCAGCCCAUCCCACUCCCAACCCCGGCCCAAAAUCACACAUAUCCCAGCUCCGCCCUGGGUCCUGCUGCUUUUCCCGGACCCGCCCUGAACCAGCCACUCCUGCAGCAGCACGCCUACAUCCAGCAGCCUGUCCAACAGAUGUCCUCGUGUUACUGCUCUUCAACCCACCACCCACACUGUUCCAGCACGCAGCAGCAGCAGCAGCAGCACUACCGACCGCCUGUCAGCACGCUGCCCUAUAACUGCCCACAGAGCCAAAACCUGCCCCAGCAACAAGUGCACCAAGCCGUGAUGCCAAACCCAGCGUCCAGCUACCAGACAGUAGUGGGCGUGCAGCCAACACCCAACCUCGCUCUCACUGGCAACCAGCAAAGCAAUAUGGGCAACCAGAUGCAAGGCAUGAUGGUCCAGUACCCUCCAAUGCAGUCUUAUCAGCAGGUUUCUGUUCCACAGCAGACGUACCAGCAGCCAGUGUUUGUGUCCUGCCAGCCGGGACAGGGGGCAGUGGCUGUUGCUGGCAUGCAGCCCUGCUACAGCCUGCUGCCUCCUAACCAGCACACCACCAUGAGUUCAACAGUGAGUUUCCUGCCCACACCGAUGAUGGAGCAGCUCCAGUUUUCUCAGACCUCGUCCCCCUGCGUCUCCCAGCAGCACCCGGGCCAGCAGUACGCAGGGUUGUUACCCCCGGCCCCCAGCAGCGGCAUGGUGAUGCUGCAAAUGACAGCAGCCCCCUGCCAGCAGCCCCGGGCCCCCUCCCCCUGCCAGAGGAAACCACUCAGCCACAAACACUUGGGCCCCGAGCACCAACGCAACCGCAGGCCCGCCGAGCUCCCUCCGCCUCCGGACAACAUCCAGAGCAGCCUGCCCUCGUCUCCGGCACUCACUCCCUCGCCAGGCCAGCCGCCCAGCGUCAAGGGCCUCCCAUCAGGCAUCUCACCCAUCCCUGUCAUGGCCCACCACCCGCAGCUCCCUACAGCCUUCUGCCACAGUGGACAAGGUGAAGCGCACUACUCUUUACUGGGCCAGCCUUUGCAGUACAAACCCUCCAUCAGACCUCCGUUGAUCCACACUGCACACAUGAUGGCCAAACAUCAGGUUCCUCUGGGGGUUUGGCGUGGCGGUCAUGGGAGGAAGGCCGGCAGAAAAUCAGUCUCUUCAGAUCUCAGUGUAGGUGAAGCAGUUGUUUUAUUUACUGGCUCCACUGCUCACAGCGCUGUCUGUCUGUGUGCGUCUGCAGUGAGCAGUCAGAUUCUGGAUGUGACACAUCCUCCGGAGGGGAUCAGCUGUACAGACUCCCACCACCUCCUGGCAGAGAUGUACAAAGGGGGCGAAUCGAUCCGCCGGCUGUCGGACCAGCAGCCACGGUUGUGCAACUCGACCCGAGGCGCUCCCGGCAGAGACCUGGCCUCGUCGCGCCCUAUCUUUGCCACGCUCCCCUCCAGACACACCACCCCGAGCGCCGUGUUCCGCCCCACAGGCCCCCCAGGCGCCUUUAAACUCAGAACCAGCAGCGGACACAAAGGGGAGCUGUGCGACUCAGACAGGACUGGCUUAUAGCUGCUAAAAUCUCAGAGCGGCACACAUGGAACGCACAUCCAACCACCUGCCUCUGCUGCCUCAGUCUGGACUGUCUCCCAGACGCUGUCCAAAUCGAAACAUCAAAUGUCUGAAGAAUGAAUGUUCAUUUUUAUUUUGUUUUAGUUUCUUUUAGCUUUUUUUCCUUUUUUUUCGGCCAACAGGUCUGUGCAGGGUGGAAACCGAGCACCAGUUUGUAAAAUUUGUCCGUAGCUGCAGAGCUCCGCUCAGCGCCCCACUUCUAUUCUAAAACUCCAGUUUGCUGUUCUAAAGUCAAAGUGUUUGGAGACUUUUGGGGUUUGUUUGCCAGCUAUCACAUUAGUGUGUCUACUGCGGCUGUUUUAGUACCAAAUUAUUAUUUUUUUUUCUUGCCACUUUGAAAAUUAGAUGAUAUAAUUAUGUUUAAAUUGAACUGAAUGUGUCACGUUGGGUGUUUAAAGGUUCUAGAACAGCACGUAGCAGCAUUUGUACAAGAAGAAACACUGAAUCACAGAUAAACUACCUGAAUUAUUUAAAGUCACCAUUAAACACCGUGAAUGUUGCAUUUGCACUGAAGUGAUGAUCAGAGGUGGAGAUUUGACUGGUAUCGGACAGAGCCUGGGUUUUUCUUUUAUUAACCCUUAAUACCUGUUUGUUUGCACUCGACCAGGCCACUUUGUUUUAUAUAUUAAAAUGUUUAUAUGCACAAGAAUAAUACAAUCGAGUUUGUCACUA